Molecule: messenger RNA, 403 nt
Organism: Pelobates cultripes (western spadefoot toad)
Lineage: Eukaryota; Metazoa; Chordata; Amphibia; Anura; Pelobatidae
Source: the annotation of a GenBank genome assembly
AUGCUCAGCUACUAUUUUGGAUUCAUUCCUGUAACCAGCAAAAGGCUGCGAACAGUACUCUGUGUCUGGACACCAACAUUAACAUUUCAUUUUACGGGAGAUAUGAAGUCGUGUAUUAUUGUUCUAACCCUUUUGAUUAAUAUGCACCUUGGCAGUGCAUGGAGAGCACAGUACGCAGUGGACUGCCCUGAACGUUGUGAUAGCCAUGACUGCAAAAGCACUACACGCUGCAAGAGGACCGUGCUGGAUGACUGUGGCUGCUGCAGAGUCUGUGCCGCAGGUGUUGGCGAAACCUGUUACCGUACAGUUUCUGGCAUGGAUGGAGUUAAAUGCGGGCCUGGUUUAAAGUGCCAGUUCUUUACAGAAGAAGAUGACUUUGGUGAUGAAUUUGGAAUUUGCAAAG